CGACGGUGUUGACGGCAGCGGCCAUCGCGCGCCUCCGUCACUCACCGCGGCCGUUCCACACGAGUUCGCGGAUUUCGCUGACGAUACGUGCCCACCCUGGUCCGGAAUGAACGGGUAGCACCUCGGGCUCACUAUGCUGAAACAAGUGAGCGCGUUUGUUCGUCACUCUUCUCAGGGGGUGGAAGCAGUUUCGACCGACACGGUUCGGGAUUUGCUGGAGGCCGAGAGAGAUCAGCUGGUGCUGCUGGACACUCGGAGUUUAGCUGAAUAUGAGGUCAGUCACCUAGAAGGCGCUGUACACGUUGAUCCAGACACCGUCAAUAUGGAUGAAGUGGUCCAAAGUCUGGACCUGGCAGACAAUAAAGAGAACAAGGACCUUGUCUGCUACUGUACCGUGGGAUACCGUUCCUCAAAAGUGGCCCAAAAGCUCAAUCAAUAUUUAGCCAUCAAUUCUGGCCAGAGCUUGCAAGGACUAUUGAAGGUAUAUAAUAUGGAGGGGGGAUUGGUGAAAUGGGCCAAUGAGAGGAAGUUGAUGGUUGAUGGCAAGAAUCAGCCAACAAUCCUUGUUCACCCCUAUAAUGCAAUGUGGGGUUAUCUGUUGGAGCCUCAGUUCAGGGCUCAGAUUUAAUUGUGCUAAACAGUAUGAUUCGGUGUCAGCCUGUCUCAAGUUUUAGUACUCUCACCUCUGAGUCAGAAGG
Molecule: messenger RNA, 698 nt
Organism: Callorhinchus milii (elephant shark)
Lineage: Eukaryota; Metazoa; Chordata; Chondrichthyes; Chimaeriformes; Callorhinchidae
Product: tRNA uridine(34) hydroxylase-like
Exons: 4
Coding region: 134-628 (164 amino acids)
Source: RefSeq, a predicted model, not a curated record